UGGAUGAGUUAUGAGAUGGAGAGGAGAUCUGAGCGGUCCAUUCAGUUCAGCUGCACACAAAAGGGAGCUCACAAUGCCUAGAGACUAAAACCGGGAUUCUACACUUUAAUUUCCUCUCUUUGUCAGUCUUUCCUUCAACUGGAUCUUUUGGAGAUGAAGCAAGUUCCAGUGGCUUUGGUUGCAUCUUGCUUUGGACAUUGAGGAAUACCACCCCUCCACUUCUUCUCUGAUUCCUCACAACGAGAAAAGGUGGAGAGGAAAAGUCAGUCUUACCUCUGACGGACCUGUGGCACCACUGAAAGGUGGAGCCAAACCCCAGAACCACAAACUCAGGAAGGAUGAAGAACUGCUUCUAGUGGAUUCUUCUUUCUUUUUUUUUCUUUUUGCCCUUCUCAGAUCAACGAGUGCAAGUGAGGUAUCAAGACACUAUUUUGAGAUAAAAGGGGAAGAGAAAGCAAAGGGAGAAAAAUGCCUUUUGGUGGGUUAGCAGGUUUGAAGGAACAGGUGCUUAAGCCUGGGAAGGAGGAAGUGAAGAACACAGUGGGGGACUCUCUAGGAAAACUGCAAAGGAAAAUCGAUGGUAGCAAUGUAGAAGAAGAGGACAACAUUGAACUGACAGAGGAUGGGCGUCCCGUGGCAUCAGCACCACGUCCUGCACCACUGCUGGACUGUAGCUGUGGCGGUCUGCCCAAGCGGUACAUCAUCGCCAUCCUCAGCGGCCUUGGCUUCUGCAUCUCCUUCGGCAUCCGUUGCAACCUCGGCGUGGCCAUUGUGGAGAUGGUUAACAACAACACUGUCUAUAUCAAUGGGACACCUGUGCUUCAGAGAGCUCAGUUUAACUGGGAUCCAGAGACAGUGGGGCUGAUCCACGGCUCCUUCUUCUGGGGCUACAUUGUAACUCAAAUCCCUGGAGGUUUCAUCUCCAACAAGCUGUUUGCCAACAGGGUGUUUGGGGCUGCUAUUUUCCUGACGUCAGUGCUCAAUAUGUUCAUCCCAUCAGCAGCGAGGGUGCACUACGGUUGUGUCAUGUUUGUUCGCAUCCUGCAGGGCUUAGUGGAGGGUGUCACCUACCCAGCAUGCCAUGGGAUGUGGUCCAAAUGGGCGCCACCUCUUGAGCGGAGUCGACUGGCCACAACGUCAUUCUGUGGAUCCUAUGCAGGAGCAGUGAUCGCCAUGCCUUUAGCUGGAGUGCUUGUUCAGUAUGUCGGCUGGUCUUCGGUCUUCUAUAUCUAUGGUGUUUUUGGGAUCCUAUGGUAUGUCAUGUGGCUCCUGCUGGCAUAUGGAAGUCCUGCUGAACAUCCCACAAUCACUGAGGAGGAGAGGAUAUACAUCGAGACCACCAUCGGUGAAACAAUCAAGCAAUUGAGUGCGACUGAGAAAUUCAAGACUCCGUGGCGUCGUUUCUUUACCUCCAUGCCCGUAUACGCCAUCAUCGUGGCAAACUUCUGCCGUAGCUGGACCUUCUACCUGCUCCUCAUCAGCCAGCCGGCGUAUUUUGAGGAAGUUUUUGGCUUCCCCAUCAGCAAGGUGGGCCUCCUGUCUGCUGUCCCCCACAUGGUGAUGACAAUUGUAGUACCUAUUGGAGGACAGCUGGCGGACUUCUUACGCAGUAACAAGAUCAUGUCUACCACCAAUGUGAGGAAACUCAUGAACUGUGGAGGAUUUGGUAUGGAGGCUACUCUGCUGUUGGUGGUUGGUUUUUCUCACACUCGAGGGGUCGCCAUCUCCUUCUUAGUUCUGGCUGUGGGGUUCAGUGGAUUCGCCAUCUCAGGUUUCAAUGUCAAUCAUUUGGAUAUUGCUCCUCGCUAUGCCAGCAUCCUGAUGGGCAUUUCUAACGGGGUGGGAACGCUAUCUGGAAUGGUGUGUCCUUUGAUUGUCGGAGCCUUGACUAAAAACAAGACUCGCCUGGAGUGGCAGAAUGUCUUUGUUAUUGCGUCCAUGGUGCAUUACUCAGGGGUCAUCUUCUACGCUAUCUUUGCCUCGGGAGAGCAGCAGGAAUGGGCCAACCCUGAAAGCACCAGCGAGGAUAAAUGUGGCAUUCUCGAUGAGGACGAGCUGGCUGAAGAGUCGGAGCUCAACAGCGAGACCAUGAUUGCUCCCAAAAAGAGUUACGGAACCACAGACAAUUCAUCUGGUCGAAAACAGGGCUGGAAAAAGAAGAGAGGGGUGACCAUGCAAGAGGAGGAGGAACAUUAUGGGAAUGGCGACUACCAAGACAAGUACCAGUGAGAUGCCCUGUGGGGCGAAGAACUUCCAAUCACUCUAAUCUGGUCAAGGCUGAAGGUUUUAUUUCACACCUGUGGAGGUGUCAGAAACAUCGGAGAAGUGACAGAAGCAGCAGCAUCAUUAUGUACCUCAAGAUGGCCCCUUUUUCAGUUUUGGUCAGUACUCCAGUUUAACUGUGGUGUACUGUCACGUUCGCAAAACAAAAUCAUCUGGAAACAAGAAAAAAAUUAAAAUAAAACUGCUAAAAUCAAACAUAAUUUCUAUCAGAACUGGAGCAAAACAAGAGAAAGAUAUAAACAAAUAUAUAACUAGAAAUUGAACUAUAAAUUUAAUCUACACUGACAUAUACGGUAGACUACUAGUAUGAAUAGUACAAUGGAAACUAAACCACAGACCAUUCAUGAACCAACUAGUGCUGUGCUAAAAGAACAUCAGAAACACAUAUCAACUUUCAAACCUGAUCGUACUCCGUCUGUGCGAGCAAACGUCGACUGAACUUUUACUUAGAUUACUUUGAAUGUGCACAGUUUCUUGAAAUGUUUUGCGUCAGCUAUGCAACGUGAAAAGAGACCUGCUUCUGGAAUGUAAUAAUGGGUUUGACUGCAGACCACAGUGUUAAUGUAAUGGCUUAUUGUUUCUUUUUUGCUUGUAUGUAUUUGCUGUUGCUAAAUGAUUGCACUCUGUCUGCUGCUUAGCUCGCUCUCCUUUGUCUGAGCGGUCUUUGUUCACCAUCUGUUUGUAAUGCACUUCUUCCAGCAUUACGUCAUCAUUUGUUGUGCUCUGAGCUCAUAAUGGGAUGAAAUGGAUGGUGACUUCAGUGCCGACGUUACUCCAUGAAGCAUUUAGUGUAACUCUAUUUAUUCUUCUGGUGUUUGUCUUUUUUUUUGUUGUUACAAUUUCUCAAUGUUUGAUACAUGGAGACCCAGUUUGUUUCUAAAAAUAAUGUACUGUAAUGUUUCGCUUUAAUCAUAAAAGAGUAUGGGCAAAUUUACACUCACUAUUUAUCAUUACUGCUAAAGAAUAGAACAUCAGUUUUGUACAGUAAAUUAUCUUAUUGUUUGAGAAACCAUUGAUUUGAUUUGCACUUUACUUGAACACACUGGAAAUGUAAUUAACUACAUUUCCAUUCUGUAUUAAGAUUGUUUAGAAACAUAAAAUCCCUGAAGAGCUUGAA
Molecule: messenger RNA, 3400 nt
Organism: Dicentrarchus labrax (European seabass)
Lineage: Eukaryota; Metazoa; Chordata; Actinopteri; Moronidae
Gene: slc17a8
Product: solute carrier family 17 member 8
Exons: 12
Coding region: 469-2229 (586 amino acids)
Biological process (GO): monoatomic anion transport; synaptic transmission, glutamatergic; neurotransmitter loading into synaptic vesicle
Cellular component (GO): synaptic vesicle membrane; excitatory synapse
Molecular function (GO): L-glutamate transmembrane transporter activity; neurotransmitter transmembrane transporter activity
Source: RefSeq, a predicted model, not a curated record